AUGGCAACAACUUCACCCCAAGCACAUAAUGGUCAGAUCUGCAGUACAUGGGGAAACUUCCACUUUAAGACGUUUGAUGGAGAUUACUUCCAGCAUCCAUCCACCUGUAACUACGUGCUUACACGGCUCUGUGAUUCCAGCCAUGAAGAAUUUGUAGUCCACAUGCAGAGGAGCUAUGUGGAUGGUGUCCCUAAGAUCGACACCGUCACCAUGAGCUUGAUGGGAACCAUCAUCAUACUCCACAAUGGCUCCAUUACAGUGGACAACACUAAAGUGACUCUGCCUUACAGCCAAAACGGAAUUCGAAUUGUGGACAGUUUUUCUUACAUCAAGAUAUCAGACAAACAGGGAUCAGGGCCGGUGAUCUUCUGGAAUCAGGAUGACGCUCUCUUGAUUGAGCUUCCCACAAAGUUCAAAAACCAGACGUGCGGUUUGUGUGGCGACUUCAACGGCAUCUCAGUUUACAAUGAGUUCAUUGAAAAUGGGGAGAGACUUAAACCUGCCGAGUACGCCUACAAGCAUAAGCUGUCUGAGAACUGUGAGAGCUUGGAGCUGGAGACUCACACAGAAUGUCAAAAUCAGACUCGGGAGUGUGAGGCGCUGUUUGCGAGGUCAGCGUUCAGUAAUUGUGAGGAUCUGGUGCCUGUGGAGCUGUUUGUUGAGGCGUGUCUGAGAGACAAGUGUCAGUGCAACGGGAGCCAGGAGGCAUGUCUGUGUAACACGGUGACUGAGUUCUCCCGCCAGUGUGUGCAUGCAUAUGGCACCCCACAGACAUGGAGGUCGGAGUCUUUCUGCAAGAAGCAAUGCCCAAUGAACAAGGAGUAUGCUGAGUGUGGGAUGCCGUGUGAGGAUACGUGUUCCAACCCAGACCCAAAAGUGUGUGAAGAGCAUUGCACUGAUGGCUGUUUCUGUCCCCAUGGUACUGUGUUUGACGACAUCAAACAGACUGGAUGUAUUCCAGUGGACGAGUGUCCAUGUGUCCACAAUAACAAAACCUAUCAGGCCGGAGAGUCUUUUACAGCUAACUGCCAAAAAUGUGUGUGUCAAGGAGCACGCUGGAGCUGCACAGCUUUGGUUUGCCCUGGAAUCUGCUCUGUUGUGGGCGGAGCUCAUUUCACCACUUUUGAUGGCAAAGAAUACACCUUCCAUGGAGACUGCACCUAUGUCUUUGCUCAGGAUGCAGACACUGGUGCAAGAGUAGAGGGAGAGAUUGGGAAAUGUGGACAAACUGCCACCAAAACAUGUCUUAAAACUGUGAAAAUGACUGUGAACCAAAACACGAUUAAGGUCUCUGACACCGGGAUUGUGGAGGUUAAUGGCUCACCCAUAAAAAUUCCGUUUCUUCGAGAUUACGUCACCAUCUUCAAACCCUCCACGUUCUUCAUAGUAGUCAACACCCCGAGUCUCCGUCUGGAGGUCCAGCUGGAUCCGAUCAUGCAGGUGUACAUAGUGGCCAGUCACAAGAGCAAAGGCCAGCUGAGCGGUCUGUGUGGCAACUUUAACGAUGCUGAAGUGGACGACUUUAAAACAGAGUCGGGCAUAACCGAGGGCACGGCUGUGACUUUUGCCAACGCGUGGAAAACCUUAGACACCUGUUCUAAUGUGGUACAAACACAGCUGGAUCCCUGCAGUUUGAACAUUGAGAACGGGGCAUAUGCCAAGGAAUCUUGUUCAGUGCUAACAAAGAAAAAUGGGCCUUUUUCACCAUGUCACACUGCAGUCAGCCCAGCAGAAUAUGAAAAGAGAUGUGUGUAUGACACCUGUAACUGUGAGAACCGUGACAAGUGCCUGUGUGCAGCUCUGUCCAGUUACGUCCAGGCCUGCGCUGCUAAAGGUGUGCUGCUUGAGAACUGGAGAAACUCCAUCUGUGAUGCAUCUAGCAAGUGUCCCAAUAACAUGGUGUAUUCCUACAACAUGAUCAGCUGUAACCGGACAUGUCAGUCUCUAAGUAUGAAAGACUACACCUGCCAGGUGCAGCACCUGCCUGUGGAUGGCUGUGGCUGUGAACCAGGAACUUAUCUCAACCAUGAGGAUAAAUGUGUGACUGCCCCAGAGUGUCCCUGUUACUAUGACUACAACAACAACUACGUGCAGGCAAACAAUCAUCUCUCAAGACCCGAUGGAGCCAAAUGUCCUCCCAUGGUUUAUAUCAACUGCUCAAACUCAGGACCUGGAGGCAAAGGCAUAGAGUGCCAGAGGAGCUGCCAGACCAUGAACAUAACUGACUGUGACAAUUUGGAGUGUGUCUCUGGGUGUGCGUGUCCAGAUGGCCUGCUCUCUAAUGGGAAAGGAGGGUGUGUGGAAGAGGAGUUCUGUCCCUGCGUCCAUAACGGAAACUUAUACAACCAUGGACACGUUGCGACAGUGGACUGCAACACCUGUACUUGCAGAAACAGGAAAUGGGAAUGCACAGCUUAUGAGUGUCCAGAAACAUGUACCAUUUACGGUGAUGGCCAUUAUAUCACUUUUGAUGGACAGAGAUACUUUUUCAAUGGAGACUGUGAAUACACCCUCUCACAGGAUUUCUGCAAUGGAAGCAUGGACGGCUCUUUCCGCAUCAUCACGGAGAACAUUCCCUGCGGAACGACUGGUACUACCUGUUCCAAGGCCAUUAAGCUGUUCCUUGGGGGAGAAGAGAUCGUUUUAUCAGAUGAAGACAUCAAAGUAUUCAAGCGUGAAAACAGUGAAAAGAUUCCCUACAAGGUCCAUGUUCUUGGCAUAUAUCUGGUGAUUGAGUCAGAAAACGGGCUGAUUCUCAUGUGGGACAAGAAGACAAGCCUGAGGGUCAAACUUGCAUCCACAUUCAAGAACAAAUUGUGUGGACUGUGUGGCAACUAUGAUGGGAAUGCAAGAAAUGACUUUGUCACACGAAGUGGGGAGUGUGUGGUGGACACACUGGAUUUUGGGAACAGUUGGAGCACCUCCGCCAGUUGCCCCAAAGCCAUCAGCCUGGGCGACCCCUGCAGCUCUAGACCUCACAGGCAUUCCUGGGCCACCAGACAGUGCAGCAUCCUCAAGAGCUCAGUGUUCAGCACCUGCCACAAAUUGGUGGACCAUGGACCAUAUUACGAUGCCUGUGUUAGAGACACAUGUGCGUGUGACACGGGUGGAGACUGUGAAUGUUUCUGCUCUGCUGUAGCUGCCUACGCUGCAGCCUGCAGUGAUAAGGGAGUCUGUAUUUCUUGGAGAACCCCUAAGAUCUGCCCUCUGUUCUGUGACUACUAUAAUCCACCCGGUGAAUGCGAAUGGCACUACAAAGCCUGUGGACCUAAAUGCUUAAAAACCUGUGCAAACCCCACCGGACAAUGCAACAGUCUGAUCCCACAUGUGGAAGGAUGCUUUCCGGUGUGCCCUCCUGAAAAGCCUUAUCUAGAUGAGAGGAAUUUAACGUGUACCACCACUACAACCACAGAAUCUCCUACCACAACUACUACGGAGACUCCAACCACAACAACAACCAUCACCACUACGACAACAACAACAGAAACCCCAACCCCAACCACAGAAUCUCCUACCACAACCACUACAUCAACAACAUCCACUUGUACAUGGUCAGAGUGGGUUAGCAACACCUAUCCUAAUGCCACUAAUGGAGGAGAUUUUGAGCGUAUUACAGAUCUAGUGGAGUCUGGGCAAAUUCCUUGCGGGAACCCUGUAAACAUUCAAUGCAGGAGGAAAGACAAUAAGGAACCAUACAACGAGACGGGUCAAAAUGUUGAGUGCGAUGUGUCCGUUGGUCUGGUUUGUAACAAUCAAGAUCAAACGAUUGUACCACAGUGUUUCAAUUAUGAAAUACAGGUUCUAUGCUGUGAGAAUACGUGCAUCACCACCACUACAACCACAGAAUCUCCUACCACAACUACUACGGAGACACCAACCACAACAACAACCAUCACCACUACGACAACAACAACAGAAACCCCAACCCCAACCACAGAAUCUCCUACCUCAACCACUACAUCAACAACAUCAACUGUAAGCCCAACAACAACAGAGACGCCAGCGCCAACCACAACAACAGGAAGCACAACCCCAAUCACAACAACCACCAGCACUACAACAACAACAACGACCACUACUACAUCAACAACAUCAACUGUAAGCCCAACAACAACAGAGACACCAACCACAACAACUACCACCACCACUACGAAAACAACAGAAACUCCAACAACACCACCACCAACCACAACAACAACAGGAAGCACAACCCCAAUAACAACCACAACCACCACCACCACUACGACCACUACGACAACAGAAACUCCAACCACACCUACAACAUCAACUGUAAGCCCAACAACAACAGAGACACCAACCACAACAACUACCACCACCACUACAACAACAACAGAAACUCCAACCACAACCACUACACCUACAACAUCGACUGUAAGCCCAACAACAACAGAGACACCAAUCACAACAACAACCAUCACCACUACGACAACAACAACAGAAACCCCAACCACAACCACAGAAUCUCCUACCACAACCACUACAUCAGCAACAUCCACUGUAAGCCCAACCACAACAUCUCCUACCACAACUACUACAUCAACAACAUCCACUGUAAGCCCAACCACAACAUCUCCUACCACAACCACAACAACCACUACCACUACUACAACUACUGAAACCCCAACACCAACAACACCAACAACAACAGGAAGCACAACAACCAUAUCUCCGAAUCCAUGCACGUACAAGUGUAUAUGGUCAGAGUGGGUUAGCAACACCUAUCCUAAUGCCACUAAUGGAGGAGAUUUUGAGCGUAUUACAGAUCUAGUGGAGUCUGGGCAAAUUCCUUGCGGGAACCCUGUAAACAUUCAAUGCAGGAGGAAAGACAAUAAGGAACCAUACAACGAGACAGGUCAAAAUGUUGAGUGCGAUGUGUCCGUUGGUCUGGUUUGUAAGAAUCAAGAUCAAACGAUUGUACCACAGUGUUUCAAUUAUGAAAUACAGGUUCUAUGCUGUGAGAAUACGUGCAUCACCACCACUACAACCACAGAAUCUCCUACCACAACUACUACGGAGACACCAACCACAACAACAACCAUCACCACUACGACAACAACAACAGAAACCCCAACCCCAACCACAACAUCUCCUACCACAACCACUUGCGAUGUGUCCGUUGGUCUGGUUUGUAAGAAUCAAGAUCAAACGAUUGUACCACAGUGUUUCAAUUAUGAAAUACAGGUUCUAUGCUGUGAGAAUACGUGCAUCACCACCACUACAACCACAGAAUCUCCUACCACAACUACUACGGAGACACCAACCACAACAACAACCAUCACCACUACGACAACAACAACAGGAACCCCAACCCCAACCACAGAAUCUCCUACCUCAACCACUACAUCAACAACAUCAACUGUAAGCCCAACAACAACAGAGACACCACCACCAACCACAACAACAGGAAGCACAACCCCAAUCACAACAACCACCAGCACUACAACAACAACAACGACCACUACUACAUCAACAACAUCAACUGUAAGCCCAACAACAACAGAGACACCAACCACAACAACUACCACCACCACUACGACAACAACAGAAACUCCCACAACACCACCACCAACCACAACAACAACAGGAAGCACAACCCCAAUCACAACCACAACCACCACCACCACUACGACCACUACGACAACAGAAACUCCAACCACACCAACAACAUCAACUGUAAGCCCAACAACAACAGAGACACCAACCACAACAACUACCACCACCACUACGACAACAACAGAAACUCCAACCACAACCACUACAUCAACAACAUCAACUGUAAGCCCAACAACAACAGAGACACCAACCACAAUAACUACAACCACCACCACAACUACAGAAACACCAACAACAACAGAGACACCAACCACAACAACAACAACCACCACCACUACAUCUACAGAAACCCCAACUACACCAACAACAACAACAUCAACAGGAAGCACAACCCCAAUAACAACAACCACCAGCACUACAACAACAACAACAACAACAACAACCAGUACUACAUCAACAACAUCAACUGUAAGCCCAACAACAACAGAGACACCAACCACAACAACAACCACCAACACCACUAUGACAACAACAGAAACUUCAACCACAACCACUACAUCAACAACAUCCACUGUAAGCCCAACAACAACAGAGACACCAACCACAACAACCACUACCACCACUACAACUACCGAAACCCCAACUACUCCACCAACAACAACAACAACAACCACAACCACUACCACCACCACUACAUCUACAGAAACCCCAACUACACCAACCACAACAACAACAACAGGAAGCACAACCCCAAUCACAACCACCACCACCACUACAACCACUACCACAACAACAGAAACUCCAACCACACCUACAACAUCAACUGUAAGUCCAACAACAACAGAGACACCAACCACAACAACAACCACCACCACUACAACGACAACAGAAACUCCAACUACAACCACUACAUCAACAACAUCCACUGUAAGCCCAACAACAACAGAGACACCAACCACAACAACCACUACCACUACUACAGCUACCGAAACCCCAACUACACCACCACCAACAACAACAACCAUCACCACUACGACAACAACAGAGACUCCGACUACAACCACGGAAUCUCCUACCACAACUACUCCCUGUCAACCCCAUCCGACCCACAAGGUAACAUUAUCACUUCAAACAAAUUUCACCAACAAUCAGAUUUGUAAAUGAACUUCAUUCAUUUAUGCAACAAUUUCAUCAUUCCGGUUGUCAGAGAAGCCCAUUUGUACAAACAGAUUUCCACCAGUGGAAGUAUACGAUGAAAAAAAUUGCUGUUAUAAGUAUGAGUGUCAAUGCAAGUGCUAUGGAUAUGGAGACCCACAUUAUGCGACAUUUGAUGGACUCUAUUAUACUUUCCUGAGAGACUGUACCUACGUGUUGGUUCAAGAAAUCAUUCCAAAGUACAACUUCAGUGUUCACAUCAGGAACUACUAUUGUGCUGAUCAAGUUUCUUGUCCACAGUUUUUGACUGUAUAUUAUAAGUCUCACGUAGUCAAACUAUCUUAUGAAGAGAAGAAAAAUAGGGUAUACAUAAAUGGUGUGUUGAUGACCCCUACCAUCUCAAAUGAUGACUUCACCAUCACAACUUCCAGCAUUUGGACUUUCAUGAACAUCCCAGAAAUCGGAGCUGAGGUGGCAUUCAGAAAGAUGCAGUUUUCUGUGGUCUUGCCGUACUCUCUAUUCCAUGGGAAUACAGAGGGACACUGUGGUGUCUGUGACAACAGUACAGAAAAGGAGUGCAGACUUCGCAGUGGAGAAAUCCGUCCUUGUCCCAAUGCAGCAAAGAACUGGACAGUUUAUGACCCAGAAUGUCUGACACCUACCUCAACAGUUGACCAGACCUGGUCGCCCCCAGACGAUAACUGCACAAAAUACAACUGCACUAAAGAUGACGAUACCUUUAUUGUGACUGAGAUCAUUCCCUCCUGUCCAGAUAUUGACCUUGAAAACUGCCAAAAUGGGAUAGUGACAACGGAUAAAGAUGGGUGUUGUAAAGCAUGCAAAGUUUCAACUUGUGCUGCUGACAAGACAACAAGCUACCUACGGGUCAAUGACUGCAACUCCACAAGAGAAGUGGAGAUAGCCUCAUGCACAGGAUACUGUGACACCUACUCCAUGUACUCCAUGGAGGCUAAUAGAGUGAUGCAUAAAUGCUCCUGCUGUCGUGAGCUCAGGACCAGUAAGAAGCAGGUGGAGAUGACGUGCGCUAACGGGACAACGAUUAAUCACAGCUACGACUACAUAGAAGAGUGUGACUGUCAUGUCACAGAGUGCGAAGACUUCAAACAUGUUGGCUAA
Molecule: messenger RNA, 7866 nt
Organism: Chanos chanos (milkfish)
Lineage: Eukaryota; Metazoa; Chordata; Actinopteri; Gonorynchiformes; Chanidae
Product: mucin-2-like
Exons: 35
Cellular component (GO): extracellular matrix
Molecular function (GO): protein binding
Source: RefSeq, a predicted model, not a curated record